This is a messenger RNA of Malassezia japonica, 1047 nucleotides long. RefSeq lists its product as uncharacterized. The transcript has 4 exons. The coding region runs from base 1 to 1047 and encodes 348 amino acids. The record is from RefSeq and is a predicted model, not a curated record. NCBI's taxonomy places the organism in Eukaryota, Fungi, Basidiomycota, Malasseziomycetes, Malasseziales, Malasseziaceae.
AUGGCGCCGAUUCUGAAUCUUACGCAGUUCCACCCGGGCUCCCUGCCCAGCUUUGCGCUGCGCCUCCGCUCGGAGGACUCGCUCGACAGCGUGCACGACCGCGUGAGCCAAAAGAUUGAGACCGACGAGCCCCUGACGCUCAAGUAUCUCUACCAGAAGCAGGUCUACAAGCUCGACGACGACGACGACUUUGACAUCUUUGUCGAGCGCUUCGGCGACGCUACCGAGGUCGACCUCUACGUGGAGUCGCCUUCGAUCUCCUCGCACGGCGCGCCCCAGGCGGCCCCCGCGUACUCGGGUGCUGCCCCGAGCGGCCCCAACGUGCCUGUCCUCGACGAGUCGACGCUUGUCACCCGCACCCCCGCGCGUGGCAAGAGCGGCGCGAUCAGCAUCCACCGUGUCUCGACCAACAACGUGCCGAGCGUGGACGAAUACGCGCUCGCGGGCGGUGUGAGCGGCGGCGGUCGCGACAGCAUUCUGUACCCCCCGCCGAAGGAGGCGCAGGUGCCGAGCUACCUGAAGCCCAUUCCCCCGUCGUCGAUCGCGCCGACGAACGACGCGGCGAGCGUCAAGUCGCGCAAGACGGUGCAAACGCAAAACUCCAACUCGCUUUCGCACAAGAUUGCCUUUGAGGAGUUCCACUCGCAGCGCGGUGUGCGCCUGCUCCGCGGCAGCCUCGGCCCGGUGAACAACGUUCCGAUGAUGCUCAAGUCGGGCUACCGCCACGUGUACGUUUCGCGCAGCUUUGCGCUCGACCACGGCUUCAUCCCGAUGGACACGACCCCGGGAACGUACGGCUACAACGGUAUCACGAACCUCGGCAAGUGGCCGGUCCAGGUCGGCUCCAAGGCUGUGCCUUGCACCGUGAUGCUCGCGGAGGACAGCUACUUCCCGGUGAUCCUCGGCCGCUCGUUUAUGGAGAAGCGCGGUGUGCGCACUGACCCGAUCGACAUGACCUCGGUCAUCUUUAUGGACAACGGCGAGAGGGCCGACGUCGAGGUCGUCGUCGUGCGUGACGAGAUCGGCCAGCCUGUGUCGAUCCCGUAA